Messenger RNA from Rhizopus microsporus ATCC 52813, 603 nucleotides. RefSeq names its product alpha/beta-hydrolase. The record is from RefSeq and is a predicted model, not a curated record. The transcript is spliced from 2 exons. The annotation marks the transcript as partial. NCBI's taxonomy places the organism in Eukaryota, Fungi, Mucoromycota, Mucoromycetes, Mucorales, Rhizopodaceae.
AAGUCGCUUGAUUUAUACAAUUGUCCUGAUGCUAAUGAUAAGACACCUCUUGUUGUCUUUAUACAUGGCGGUGCCUGGAGAACAGAAGACAAGAGCGACUAUAGAGCAUUAGCUACUGAUUGUCUCUCGUUAGGAAUCACAGUUGCUUCUGUUAAUUAUAGACUGAGUUUAUUAGAAAAGAAUGAAAAAGUAAGCAAGAUCAGACACCCAAGUCAUAUUGAAGAUGUAGCAGAAGCAAUUCAAUUCUUGGCUACAACACCACCUACUUACACUUAUGAUCCAAACCAACUUUAUCUCGUUGGUCAUUCAGCAGGUGCACAUAUUGCAAUGAUGCUUCUAUUGGACGACGCGUUCCAAUGUCGCCAGUAUAUCAAGGGUGUCCUUGGUGUCUCUGGUAUUUACGAUAUCCCUCGCCUGCUCAGUCGAUUCCCUUCUUAUACUGACUUUAUUCAACAAGCAUUUGGAGACACAGAUUAUGGCCUGGCUUCACCUGUCAGUAAGCAAGCACGAUCGGAUGCACUUGUCUUGAUCGCCCAUAGUCAAGAAGACUCCUUGAUUGACAAUCAACAAUCAGAAGUCAUGACUGAGCAUGUAAAAUCACUU